CUAAACCCCAUUUGCCUUUACACACAUCAUGUCUGACAGAGCGCUGCUUGGCGAGGAGAUCAACAAGGAGACCGAGUCGCUAUACAAGAAGGAGAAGAAGCUCGGUGAAGGAACAUACGCCGUUGUCUACCUCGGGCAGCACGUAAAAACCGGUCGCACGGUGGCCAUUAAGAAGAUCAAGCUGGGCAACAUGCGCAGCGGGCUGGACAUGUCGGCAGUGCGCGAAGUCAAGGCGCUGCGCGAGCUGCAGCACCCCAACGUCAUUGAGCUAAUCGACGUGUUCUCGCACAAGACAAACCUGAACCUGAUCGUCAUCAAGGACAAGAGCCUGGUGGCCUUGGCGCACUGCCACCGGAGCUGGAUCCUGCACCGUGAUCUGAAGCCGAACAAUUUCCUGAUUGCCUCUGACGGACAGCUGAAGCUGGCGGAUUUCGGUUUGGCACGCGACUUUGGCGAUAUCUCGCGCAACAUGACUUCGCAGACAGUCACGCGGUGGUACCGGGCGCCGGAGCUGCUGUUUGGCGCAAAGAACUACACAGGGGCCAUCGACAUCUGGGCCAUGGGGUGUAUUUUCGCCGAGCUGCUGCUGCGCGCACCGUACCUGCCCGGCGACUCGGACAUGGGCCAGCUGACGACGAUCUUCAGCGCGCUGGGCACCCCGACAGAGGCCGAGUGGCCGGGCAUGACGAAGCUGCCAGACUACUGUCGACCGCUGAACGCACUGUUCUCUGCGGCCACGCAGGAUGUGCUGGAUCUGAUGGGGCAGAUGCUGGCGUUUGACCCGGCGAAGCGCAUCACAGCUGAGGGCGCACUGAGGCACGCGUAUUUCACGAACAGCCCGCGGCCCACGAGGCCUGCCAAACUGCCAAAGCCCGCAAGGACCAUUGCCGAGGACAGCGAGCCGCGGAAGCGCCCGCUCGACGAUGCAUUCGAUAAUGCGGAGGCACCGAUUGCCAAACGGCCAGUCGAUCUAAGAAUAUCAUCGCCUGCCUAA
Molecule: messenger RNA, 994 nt
Organism: Linderina pennispora
Lineage: Eukaryota; Fungi; Kickxellomycota; Kickxellomycetes; Kickxellales; Kickxellaceae
Product: Pkinase-domain-containing protein
Exons: 4
Coding region: 29-994 (321 amino acids)
Biological process (GO): positive regulation of transcription by RNA polymerase II; protein phosphorylation
Cellular component (GO): transcription factor TFIIH holo complex; transcription factor TFIIK complex; cytoplasm
Molecular function (GO): RNA polymerase II CTD heptapeptide repeat kinase activity; cyclin-dependent protein serine/threonine kinase activity; ATP binding
Source: RefSeq, a predicted model, not a curated record